Messenger RNA from Penicillium daleae, 858 nucleotides. RefSeq lists its product as uncharacterized. The transcript has a single exon. The coding region runs from base 1 to 858 and encodes 285 amino acids. The record is from RefSeq and is a predicted model, not a curated record. Lineage: Eukaryota; Fungi; Ascomycota; Eurotiomycetes; Eurotiales; Aspergillaceae.
AUGAACCUGCUAUUUUCGGACGCGCUGCUUUUCCUCUCAUCCGCAACCGCGACCGUCCUCAGCGUCGUGUCCUUCGUCUUCACCAUCAUCGCGCUGACCUCGCCAGACUGGGCCACCCAGGCCCAGUACGACGUCGAUCCCUUUCAUCCGUCCAUUAACACGCGCAACCUCUCGGCCGUGGUGUCUCGCGGGCCGAGAAAGCAGUGCACCUUCCAGCGGAAUGAGACGGACCCCGCGGCGCCGUGGUUUACCACCUGCGACCCGGGUGGGUGCCAGGCCGGCGACCUGGCGUGGUGGUGCCAGCAGCAGGACGUCGGCUCCAACUUGCUCGUCGCCGGCUGCGUCCUGGCCGGCGUGGCCUGCGUCUACGCCAUGCUCGCCCUCGCCGCCAUGCUUCCCCUGCUGCCCGGGUCCGAGCCCGGCGCCAACGGAGAGUCGGGCGCCGAAUGCACGCGGCGAGUGCGGGCGCCGGCUUGGCGGCAUCGCCUCAGUAGCUGGCGGCAUCCGGACCAGGAGCAGCGGUUAGGAUUCGUCCUCGCCCGCGGAUUCCUGUCCAUGAUGCUUGUCCUGUCCAUCGCUACAUUCGCCAUCGGAACUCUUGUCCUGUCCGAGCUGCUCGUGAAUCAGCAACCUCCCGAUAGCGACUUCAUCUCGAGCGCGCCGAGCGUCAUCACUUCGGAUCACUGGAUGAUCGGAAAGGCCGUCAUCUAUGCGAAUCUUGGCUGGCUGCCGAAUCUCGUCGCUUGGCUCUGCCUGCCCAGCGUCGAAAUGGUCUUUGUAAGAUCACAUCGGAGACACGAGGAAUCCCGGCGUCAUAUUGUCAAUGUGCGUAAGGGGGGCAGAACAAAUGUCGCAUGA